AGCAAUUUCUCUUUGAAAAUUCUAUCUAAAUGUAAGGAGAUAAUACCAUCCAGUCGAUUUUCUGUUGCUGCUGUUCCCUACAGAAGCGACAAAUGAGAACACAAAUAAGCCUGAGCAGAGAUGAAGAACUUUCAGAAGAAUACACUCCACGGGGAAGACAGUGGUUUUGUGAAAUGCAAAGCAAGAAGCAAUCCAACAGGGGUUAUUUGCAACCAUCAAAACGCAAGCCUCUGCCUCCACUCCCACCCUCCGAGGUUGUUGAGGAGAAGAUGCAAGUCAAGGCCCUGUAUGACUUUGUACCCAGAGAGCCCUGUGAUUUAGCAUUAAAGAGAGGAGAGGAAUACCUGAUAUUGGAGAAGUAUAAUGCUCACUGGUGGAAAGCAAGAGACCACUUUGGGAAUGAAGGUUUAAUCCCAAGCAACUAUGUGACGGAAAACAAAUUAACAAAUUUAGAAAUAUAUGAGUGGUACCAUAGAAGCAUUACCAGAAAUCAGGCAGAACGUCUUUUGAGACAAGAGUCCAAAGAGGGUGCAUUUAUUGUCAGAGAUUCAAGGCAUUUGGGAUCCUACACGAUUUCUGUAUUUAUAAAAGCGAGGAGUGCUAUGGAAGCUACCAUCAAACAUUAUCAGAUUAAAAAGAAUGACUCUGGACAGUGGUAUGUGGCUGAAAAACACCUCUUUCCAUCCAUCCCUGAGCUGAUCUGGUACCACCAGCACAAUGCAGCUGGUCUCUUGACCCGUCUGCGCUAUCCAGUUGGGUUGAUGGGCACUUGUUUGCCAGCCACAGCUGGUUUUAGCUAUGAAAAGUGGAAGAUAGAUCCAUCUGAAUUGACUUUUGUAAAGGAAAUUGGAAGUGGUCAGUUUGGAGUGGUCCACUUGGGUGAAUGGCGAACACACAUCCAGGUGGCUAUCAAGGCCAUCCAUGAAGGCUCCAUGUCUGAAGAGGACUUUAUUGAAGAGGCUAAAGUGAUGAUGAAAUUAUCUCAUUCAAGGCUAGUUCAGCUUUAUGGAGUAUGUAUACAGCGGAAACCUCUUUACAUUGUGACAGAGUAUAUGGAAAAUGGCUGCCUGCUUGACUACCUCAGAGAGAGAAAAGGGAAGCUUAGAAAGGAAGUGCUACUGAGCAUGUGCCAAGAUAUAUGUGAAGGAAUGGAGUAUCUGGAGAGAAACUGCUUUAUUCAUAGGGAUUUAGCAGCAAGGAAUUGUUUGGUCAGCUCUACAAGUAUAGUAAAAAUUUCGGACUUUGGAAUGGCAAGGUAUGUUUUGGAUGAUGAAUAUAUCAGUUCUUCUGGAGCCAAGUUCCCAGUCAAGUGGUCCCCACCUGAAGUUUUCCAUUUCAACAAGUUCAGCAGCAAAUCUGAUGUCUGGUCAUUCGGAGUUUUGAUGUGGGAAAUUUUUACAGAAGGAAAAAUGCCUUUUGAAAAUAAGUCAAAUUUGCAAGUUGUAGAAGCCAUUUCUAAAGGCUUCAGGUUGUACCACCCUCGCCUGGCACCAGUGUCCAUCUACAAAGUCAUGUACAGCUGCUGGCAUGAGAAACCAGAAGGCCGCCCUACAUUUGCUGAGCUGCUGCACGUACUCACAGAGUUUGCAGAAACCUGGUGACCAAUGGGAAUACCAACCCAGAAGAUCAUCAUGCAAAACUGUCACAAAAGGAGAUCCCUGUUGGGGUCACUGGUGGUGAAUAUCUUUCUCUAAAGCGGCUGAUUCCUGGAAACAGUGUAAAGAUCAAAGACUUUUCAAAUUUCUUAAAAUUUAAGAAUAUUCUGACAAUAAUAUUUUUCUACAUGUGUGUUGGAGAGGGAGUAAUAAACUCUUAUUUUUCUGCAAUGUUCUUCCUAGUCCCUGUGUGCAGAAGGGGAAAAGGCUCUGCAGCAGCCUUCAUGUGGCUCUUCAGAAGAAUGGCCUGCAGAGUCCCUACAGGAACCUUUGAAGCCUUUAUAGGGCUGAGGACAUUUCUUUCCUACAGUGGAAUGACAUGCUUUACUUCAGUUAUGCAAGCACAGAAAAUGAAAACAAAUACUUCUAACUUAUGGAAUAUAGGCCUUCCCUGCCCAAUUUCUUGCUUUUGAGCCAAAUCGAUUUUUUACAAGAAUAUAUGACUUUACAAAACACAUGCAUGUGAGCAUUCUGGAAUGAUCUUUUAUAAUCACCCCUGGUAUUUAACAAAUUGUUUUUGUACACAUAUCUAAUUAUUUUUGAGACAGUUCCUUGUGUUCUGAUUUAAACACUGAUAUAAGAGGUCCUGGUGACAUUUCUAUCUCUAGUAAUAGCCAUUGUCAGAAGUAAUUCAGAACUGAAUUUCAAUUCUGAGGUUUCAUGCUUUGCACAUGUGAAAUUGGACAAUUUAAGAAUCCUCAUUUUGCUUGGAAAGUACCUCCCAUACCUAUCU
Talpa occidentalis (Iberian mole) is the source of this 2388-nucleotide messenger RNA. RefSeq names its product TXK tyrosine kinase (gene TXK). The transcript has 15 exons. Gene Ontology annotation, molecular function: ATP binding; non-membrane spanning protein tyrosine kinase activity; protein binding. Gene Ontology annotation, biological process: peptidyl-tyrosine autophosphorylation; adaptive immune response; regulation of platelet activation. Bases 93 to 1601 code for a protein of 502 amino acids. The record is from RefSeq and is a predicted model, not a curated record. NCBI's taxonomy places the organism in Eukaryota, Metazoa, Chordata, Mammalia, Eulipotyphla, Talpidae.